This is a messenger RNA of Dictyostelium discoideum AX4, 1482 nucleotides long. RefSeq names its product cyclophilin-type peptidylprolyl cis-trans isomerase. Gene Ontology annotation, molecular function: isomerase activity; peptidyl-prolyl cis-trans isomerase activity. Gene Ontology annotation, biological process: protein folding. The coding region runs from base 1 to 1482 and encodes 493 amino acids. The transcript is spliced from 3 exons. The record is from RefSeq and is a predicted model, not a curated record. Gene Ontology annotation, cellular component: nucleus. NCBI's taxonomy places the organism in Eukaryota, Evosea, Eumycetozoa, Dictyosteliales, Dictyosteliaceae.
AUGUCAGUUUCAGAACCAAAUAUUAGUGGAAAAGUUAUUUUAAAAACUACAUUGGGUGAUAUUGAGAUUGAAUUGUGGGGUAAGGAAACACCUUUGACAACUAGGAAUUUUGUGCAGUUAUGUUUGGAGGGGUAUUACGACGGUUGCAUUUUCCAUAGAGUGAUUAAAGAUUUUAUUGCACAAACUGGUGAUCCAACAAACACAGGAACCGGUGGCGAAUCAGUCUAUAAGGAGACCGAGAUCCAAGACAACGAAGGUGAGUUAAUAAAAAGCACUGCAUUUAAAGAUGAAUUCCACUCAAGAUUAAGAUUCAAUAGACGUGGUAUGGUUGGAAUGGCAUCUUCAUCACCGGAUCAAAAUAAAUCGCAAUUCUUUUUCACGUUGGCUAAAACUGAAAAUCUCACUAAAAAACACACUGUCUUUGGUAGAGUGGCCGGUGAUACCUUAUUCAAUCUUUUAAAAGUUAAUGAUUUAGAAGUUGAUUCUGAAACAGACUUACCUCUAUUCCCACCUAAAAUCAUUUCAACCAAUGUUGUCUGGAAUCCAUUCCCUGAUAUAAUUCCAAGAGUUAAAACUAUUAUUAAAAAAAAAGUUGAAAAAAAGAAACAAACUAAAAAAAAUUUAAAUUUAUUAUCUUUUGGUGAUGAAAAAAAUGAAGGGGAAUUUGAUAAUUCAAAAAUUAUCCUUAAUAAUAUUGGUAAUAAUAAUAAUAAUAAUAAUAAUAAUAAUAAUAAUAAUAAUAAUAAUAAUAAAAAUAAUAUAAAAUUAAAUAAUAUAUCAAAAGAAAUAAAAAAUAGUGGUGGUGAUAGUGGUGAUAGUGGCGAUAGUGGUGGUUAUAAUUCAGACGAUGGUGGUGACAAUAAUAAAAAACAAUUAAAAAACAACCCAGAAAUUAUGACAGAGGCUGUAAUCGAAAAGAAUAAAAAAGAAGAUGUUGAUGAAUUAAAGAAUCUAAAAAAUGAAAUAGAUUCAUCGACUCUAUCUAAAUUAAAUACUACAACAUCUACAACAUCUACAACUACCACAACCAUAACUACAACACCACCAACAGAACAAGUAAAACAAAGUGUAGAUAAAAAGAAAAAAAUUAAGGGAUCCCUACAAUUUAAAACUACAACAACACCAACAGUCCCCAAAAAAUCAAGAUCUAUCUCGGAAACUGAUGUAUGUACAUUUUAUAAUAAUAAUAAUAAUAAUAAUAAUAAUAAUAAUAAUAAUAAUAAUAAUAAUAAUAAUAAUAAUAAUAAUAAUAAAAAUAAUAAUAAUAAUAAUAAUAAUAAAAAUAAUAAAAAUAAUAAUAAUGAUAAUAAUAAUAAUAAUAAUAAUAAUAAUAAUAAUAUAAUUAUAAAAGAUAAUGAUUUAAAUAGUAAACCAAGUAAUAUAAAAAGAAGUGUAGAAGAGAAAGAAGAGGAUGAGGAGGAUAAUGAUUGGAUGCGUCAUUCUUUAAAAUUUUCAAAAAAAUCUAAAUUAGAAUACGAGUAA